Eimeria mitis is the source of this 384-nucleotide messenger RNA. RefSeq lists its product as uncharacterized. NCBI's taxonomy places the organism in Eukaryota, Apicomplexa, Conoidasida, Eucoccidiorida, Eimeriidae. The transcript has 2 exons. Bases 1 to 384 code for a protein of 127 amino acids. The record is from RefSeq and is a predicted model, not a curated record.
AUGUCGGGGCCUCGCGCAUACCAAACACUUCUGUCGAGGCAUUUCAGCUCCUCUAGGCAGCAGCAGCGCGAGCAGCACCCAGCAAAGCUUCAGCAGCAGCAGCAGCUGUUAGAAGGAAGACAACAGCAGCAGCAGCAGCAACAACACCAGGAGCAGCAGCAGCAGCAGCAGCAGCAACAGCAGCAGCAGCAAGAACAGCAGCAAAUGCAAGAGAGAAGCCGCGCUUCUCCCGGGCUGCAAGAGCAGCAGGAGAAGCAGCAGCAGCAGCAGCACCAUCAUCAUCAACAGAAACAGCAACAGCAGCAGCAGCAGCAGCAGCAGCAGCAGCAAAAGGUGGUGUACGCAGCAGCAGAAUUUCAGGUGUACAGACAGGAGCAUCGAUAG